AUGUCAUACACAAAUGAAAGUUUUGUACAGAUACGCGAAUUUAAAGCUGUUAUUUUAGCAGGAGGUACUGGCAGAUUAUUGAGCCCACUAACUCCAUCAACUCCUAAAGCCUUAUUACCAGUCUGCAAUAAACCUAUGAUUUGGUAUCCUUUGACAAAUCUCAGAAAGCACAAGAUUCGUGAUAUCCUUGUCUUUUGCAAUGAUAAACAUACUAGUAUGAUUUCCUCAUAUAUUGAGCAUGAGUUUGGUUGUAAAGGACCUGUAGAAUAUGAUGGAUACUGUACAGACAUUAAAGUUAUAGGGGUUGAAGGAGACGACACAGAAGGGCUUCUUGGAACUUGGACAACUUUAGUACAAUAUGGAGAAAAAUAUCUAAGUAAUUCAGAUUUUUUUGUAAUACCAUGUGAUGUUAUCGGGGCCCUAGAUCUAUUAAGUGUAGUGACAAGCCACAGGAUUACACAGGCAGUAUGUACUGUACUACUAUCCAAGGUAAACUCGAAGACUAGUUCUUGUUCAGGAAAAUCAUCUAACAUUCAAACACAAGGAGGAUGUAUAGGAGGUAUAUCAGUUGAUAUACAACGAGAUAAAAAUAUGACAAUUUUUACUCUGGAUGAGGAGCAACAUCAAAUAGUAGGUAUGAAAGAUUAUUACUCAGCUAAAGAAGAGAAUAUUGCAGCUGAAUUAACGAAGCUACAAUUAUUUUGGCAUACGAAUGUUACAGUAAGUUCAAGCUACGUGGAUCUACAUGUUUACUUAUUUAAACAAUCUAUUUUUAAUAUUGAAAAAGUAAUUAAUAAAGAGGUCUUUAUAAAUACAAUAGAGUUACCAAAUGAUAGUAUAGAAUCUAUAAGAUUGGAUUUAGUACCAUUUUUAAUUAAAAUGCAACAUAUUCCAGGUUCUGAAUAUUGGAGUAUAUCAAAAUUAGACUGCGUAUCAUUUGCAGAUGAGAUAGAUAUGAAUUUACCAAUGCAUCCUAAUAAUGAAAAAUAUACAAAAGCUAACUUGCCUCCUAAACUAUCUGGUACAAAUGUUUCAUACUGCAUGCAACCUUCUGAUGAUAUUUGUAUUCGUGUAAAUACAUUAUUAAAUUAUCAUGAAUGUAAUUUAUCUGGAACAUCUUCUCAAUUUUUUCCUGCAUGGCUCUCACAUACUCAAGUUAAUCCUGCUGGGAAGGAUGUAUAUCUCGGUGACAAAUGUACUAUUGGAAAGAGUACACAGAUAAGAAGAAGCUACAUUGGCUCUUAUGUCAAUGUAGGAGAUGGAGUUAAAAUUGUUAACUGUAUAAUUAUGGAUAAUGUUACUAUUGGGAACAAAUGUGUUAUUCAAAAUUCCAUUAUUGGGAAUAAAGUUUCAAUUGGAGUUGGUUGUAAAGUAUCUUAUUGUGCAAUUGAAGAUAACUUUACUGUUGAAGAUAAUUCAAAAAUUCAAAAUGAAACAUUGGAGAAGCGAGACACUAUUUUAGAAAUUGAGGUAUAA
Cryptosporidium muris RN66 is the source of this 1476-nucleotide messenger RNA. RefSeq names its product nucleotidyl transferase family protein. Bases 1 to 1476 code for a protein of 491 amino acids. Gene Ontology annotation, biological process: cytoplasmic translational initiation; biosynthetic process. Gene Ontology annotation, cellular component: eukaryotic translation initiation factor 2B complex; guanyl-nucleotide exchange factor complex. Gene Ontology annotation, molecular function: guanyl-nucleotide exchange factor activity; translation initiation factor activity. NCBI's taxonomy places the organism in Eukaryota, Apicomplexa, Conoidasida, Eucoccidiorida, Cryptosporidiidae. The transcript has a single exon. The record is from RefSeq and is a predicted model, not a curated record.